Messenger RNA from Arctia plantaginis, 846 nucleotides. NCBI's taxonomy places the organism in Eukaryota, Metazoa, Arthropoda, Insecta, Lepidoptera, Erebidae. The record is from the annotation of a GenBank genome assembly.
AUGUUAUUUUCAACGUGUUUAGCUUUUUUAAUAUAUCUUGGCUUGAAAGUGGGAUCAGAUAAAUACAGUCUUACAUCCAAAGUCGAACAUUUGUUGGAAACUCAUCAGGCACUGACAGAAGAUCUGGAAUCAUAUGUUAAAGUAGAAGAAAAUAGGUUGUCUCUCCUAAAGAGGUAUAGUGAUAUUUUUGAAAGAGAGCAUGAGAAAGCGAUAAAAGAUAUUCCAAAAUACGUGGGUAAUCCAAUCAAUGAAUACACCCUUAUAAGGAGGUUAACAUUAGACAUGCACUACAUUAAAUUGUAUAUCAGGGACUACGCACAGAAUAUUAAUAGACAUCACAAGAACCUGAAGUACCCUUCAGUGAAAGAUUUAAUAGACGCAGCAAAAGCCCUCAAUAAUCUUCGAAAUAUAUACAAUGAGGAUAUUAAAGAAAUUGCUAACGGGAAAUUAUAUGGUAUCGUUUAUAGUUCUCCAAUGACAUCAUGGGACUGCUAUGAACUAGGGCGGGCGUUAUACCAUGCAGAAGAUUUAACAAAUAGUAUUACAUGGAUGUUUGAAGCUCUCCGUAAAUUCAAGGAAGAGAAACCACUUGUCCCUCGAUAUAUAACUUCUAUAAUUGAGUACAUACGUGUAUCGUUUGAUAAGUUAGGAGAUCUAAAAGGUGCAUUACAAUGGAUACGUGAAAUACUCGUUUUGUAUCCGAGUAAUUUUCGAGUGAAACAGAUUGCCUUAGACUAUCAAAACAGAAUUGGAAAUAAAAAGACAAUGUGGAUGCACACGGCGACUCUGAACGUGUCUGAAGGGGGUACAACGGAUAUCCCAGUGCUUAGUUUGAGCGGACAUUGA